This is a messenger RNA of Vidua macroura (Pin-tailed whydah), 3285 nucleotides long. It is a transcript of the gene STX11, whose product is annotated as syntaxin 11. The coding region runs from base 253 to 1119 and encodes 288 amino acids. Gene Ontology annotation, molecular function: SNAP receptor activity; SNARE binding. Gene Ontology annotation, biological process: exocytosis; synaptic vesicle fusion to presynaptic active zone membrane; intracellular protein transport. The record is from RefSeq and is a predicted model, not a curated record. Gene Ontology annotation, cellular component: presynaptic active zone membrane; plasma membrane; SNARE complex. Lineage: Eukaryota; Metazoa; Chordata; Aves; Passeriformes; Viduidae. The transcript is spliced from 3 exons.
GCGGCGCGGGCGGAGAGACGCGGGACCGGCCGGACUGCCCUGCCCGGGACUCUACUGGAUCUGCUGGAUCACAGAGAUUGUGUGUGAUGCUGUCCACGUCACUGGAGAGGAGCUCUUCACAAGUGGCCUUGAUCCAUGUGUUCAUUCACUGAUGUCCAGCUUGUUCCUUCACGAUCUUACUCAGCAAAAUGCUUGGGGCUUGCAGCAGUGACUGAUGUCAAAAGGGGCUGACUUCUGAAGAUUCCAGGCAGGAUGAAAGAUCGUUUAAGUGAGCUGCGUGAAUUUGCCAGGUUACACAACCAACAGUUUUCUGAUAGCGAUGAUGAUGAAAAUUCACCCCAGGAUAUUCUCCUUUAUGAGACUGAUUAUGCCUUGGAAAUCCUUCAUAAGGACAUACAGAGCAUCCGGACAGAAAAUGACCACCUAAAAGCGGAUGUCAACCGUCUCAGAAAGCAAAACACCCGCUUCCUUACUUCCAUGCGCCGUCUUAGUAGCAUCAAACGAGAUACUAAUUGUAUUGCCAGAGACAUUAAGAGCCGUGGAGAAAGCAUCCACAGGAAACUGCAGGUAAUGAGAGAUUUCUGUGAAGAUGCAAUAACAAAAUACGGAGCUAUGUCUGUCAUUGCGAGGGUGGCGAAGAACCACUAUGUUGACCUCAUGCACACAUUUCAGGAUGCUAUGUUUGAUUACAAUGCAACAGAGAUGAACCAGCGGGAGAACUGCAAGAUUCGAAUUCAGCGGCAGCUGGAGAUCAUGGGCAAAGAAGUUUCUGGCCACCAGAUUGAGGAGAUGAUUGAGCAAGGCAAAUGGGAUGUCUUCUCCGAGAAUCUCUUGUCGGAUGUUAAGGGAGCUCGCGCAGCCUUGAAUGAGAUAGAGACGCGGCACAAGGAACUGGUGAAGUUAGAAGGUCGCAUUAAGGAAGUUCACGAGCUCUUUCUGCAGGUGGCCCUCCUAGUGGAGGAACAGGCGGACACCUUUGAUGUUAUUGAGAUAAAUAUGCAAAAUGUUGAGGACUAUGUAGGAGAUGCUAAAGACCAAGUGAAAAGAGCUUUGGAAUACAGGAGAAGACAUCCCCUCAGAACAAUACUCUGCUGCUGCUUAUCAUGUUGUAGAAGGUGAUGGUCCCACUGGACCCACAAGACUGACUUGAACAUCUUCAAAAUCAGGUGUUCUUUCCAGAGACUGUUCUGUAAUGACAAGCCCUAGAAACAGGGGGGAUAUUUUGCAGUUGGUUUUGUUCAUUGCCUUUUUACUAAAUGUGCUGAAGGCUGUUUCUAUUUCUGAACUCCUAGAAAUGUUGAUAAAACUAUUUUUAAUCUAAUUUUUAUUGAAAUGUUCUGUUACUGUAACUAGAGGUGCAAUAUCUCUACAAUGAUGCUCAUUUCAUAUAGGCAAGAAAGAAGAAUGAAUAACUUAUCAUAGGGAAGAUGAAUACUUUCAAAAAGUAACUUUAUUCUUAUUUGUCAAGUGAGGCUGCAGGUGGUGAAGCCUUGUUGCUUGGGGCAACACAGUACAGCACAGAAUCAGGAGGUUUCAGUUUUAACUAGUUUGGAGGCUGCUUGAUACAAAUUUGACAAAAUACUGAGCCUGGAGCAGCAGCAGGACACAGAACCAGUUUCUCUUUCAACUUGAUUUUCAGCUGUCAGGAAUCUUAACAGAAGUGGCUGCACCUUAAAUGAGAAUAUGCAAAUUUUUCUCCAUUUGUGUGCAAAUGACUGCUUUUUUUCCAUUUUGAGUACCCAACUCUCUCAAGGUGGCUAAAAGCACUGCAACACUGAGGCAUCUCACUCUUAACUUGAGCCACUCUCUGGACUCUCAGUUUCAAACCUGCCAUGCUUUCAUGUUCUGAUGCAUUCUUCUGCCAAUUAACACUUCAGCCAGAGGAGAAACAUGGAGUGGCCUUCUGCAGAAACAUGUAUAAGAGGACAACAGUUAUGGGGUUGAGAAAGCAUUUUAGGAUCUCCUGUACUGGCACAUACAGAAGAGGCAGUUUUAGUGGAAUGACUAGCCUGUCAGUACACUUUUAUUUUUUAUAAGCGUUGACCAAAUAUGGGGUUUUUUAUAUCUAUUUUAAAUAAGAUGAAGGAUUUUUUUUUUUAAUAUGCAAUUUUACUUGUGUACAAAGAUUUUGACUUUUCUCCAAUUGUUGGGAAAUCUCCACCUGGGAAAGCAAACACAACUAUUUCUUCAGUAUAUCUGAAGAAGAAAGAAAACAGUUUCAUGCCAUUUCAGUGCUCUUUUCAAGCUUAAAAGGAAACUCUCCUUUUGUUGGACCCUGCCCUUACACAAGGGCAAACCAGUAUUUUUGGAGUAUUGCAAGGAAAUAAAAAAAUGUGCAGUCCUGGUAAGCACUGAGCAUUGUCAGUGAAACAUAUUCACAAAGUCUGGUGAUUGAUCACAGCUCCUGCUUCUGGAGGUUUUCCAGCUGUAUUUCUAGGUGGCUUCCUACACUGUGAUCUAUUGCUAUCCUUUGAAAUAAUGCAGGACAUUUUUUCAGAAAUUAAUUUUUUUAAACUAAUAGUUCUAUUUGGUCCAAUUUAAAUAAAUAUAUUUCAACAUUUCAAAUAUUGUGUAUUUGGGAGUUUUCCUCAGAUGUGCAUAGAUGUACACCUUCCUGCACCAGUUGCAGUGAAACUUCUCCCUUCUUACCUUUUGCACUUUGAUUUUAUGUGUGAAAAAAAACCCCAAACAUUUCUUACUAUUUGUAUUAAUAGAACAAAACAGUAAAAUAAAUCCAACUUCCAAGUUUUCAUAUCCUACUGGGAAACAAUUUUAGCCAGACAGGCUUUUUUACACAAAUAGAAACCAAAGGGGUAACUCUUCUCAGAAACUGAGUGUCCCUUUUGCUGUAGCACCUGUCUCUGAUAACAUGGAAGAGUGAGGAACACCGAUCUCCUAAACUAUAAGAUAUUUUUGAUAUUCAGUAGUGUACUGGUAAUAUCAGUGUUAUGCUUGUCUGAGGAUGUCUCCAGUGAGGUGUUCAAACUUGAAAUGGGAGAAAGGAGGGUGAUGAGCUGGGACCACAGCCAGUGGCUUUGGUGCUACUCAAGAAGACAAAGUUGUUUACUCUGUAGGUACUGCCAUUAAGUCAGUGGAACUGUGCAUUUGUAGGGAAAUACCCUAAACCUCCGAGAGUCAGCAUGUGGGGAUAAAUCAAUGAAGAAUUAAAUACUGUAUUUCCUUUCACAUGCAUAUUCCUAGCACUUACCAAUGUUUUUGAUAAAAAAUAUGUGGGUUUUUUUUGUGCUGGUUCCUUUUUUGCAUCUACAAAUGGAAUAAAAUAUU